Enterobius vermicularis (human pinworm) is the source of this 108-nucleotide messenger RNA. The record is from the annotation of a GenBank genome assembly. NCBI's taxonomy places the organism in Eukaryota, Metazoa, Nematoda, Chromadorea, Rhabditida, Oxyuridae.
AUGUCUUCUAUUUUUGGUAGUAUCAGUGGACGAACGAGCCUCACUUCACGAAAGGAUUAUAAAAUAAACAUACAGCUGUUGGACGACAACGAAAAUAUUCUAGUAUAG